Molecule: messenger RNA, 1227 nt
Organism: Schistocerca piceifrons (Central American locust)
Lineage: Eukaryota; Metazoa; Arthropoda; Insecta; Orthoptera; Acrididae
Exons: 9
Coding region: 19-1227 (402 amino acids)
Source: RefSeq, a predicted model, not a curated record
CCUGCAGAAUCUUUCAUAAUGUCUCCUAUAACUCCAUCUGCUAUAACACUUAUUCUCUACAUGACAUCAGUCAUAAAUGGUGAAAGCACUGAAGAACUGAACAUGUCAUUGGAAAGAAGAUUGCCAUCCUUCCUGGAGAAACAAAACAUUAUUUGCACUGGAAGUCAAAAUAAUACUGACAAAAAAGGAGUGUGUCUGGAGAGGAAUGUAUGUCGAUUUUCUGGAGGAAAAGUUAUUGGUUCCUGCCCUGUUUCUGGCGGCUGCUGUUACUAUGAGCAUACUUGCUACAGUUCAUCAGUGGUCAAGUUGUCAUACUUUGUAAAUCCAGCCACUCCUCCACACCACUGUGCCUUCCAAGUAGAAACUGCAAACACAAAUGUUUGUCAAAUAAGGUUAGACUUUGAACAUUUUGAGAUAGCACAACCAACAGCACGUGAUACAACAUGCUAUGGAGGAUUGUGUGAUCGAAGAGAGGCAGCACAGUGCCAUAUAGACAGCUUUAAAGUUCUCAGUGGUUUUGGGGGUAUUUCCAGUCUUGGAUUUACCAGUCUCUGUGGCUUUAAUACAGGACAGCACAUUUAUGUACCAGUAAAUGCCUCUCAAGGAGUGAACUCAGUUACCUUGAGUUUCCAUCUAGCAGACCGCAAUCUGCACAAUUCCCUCAUUCAUCCUGCCUGGAGGAUUCGUGUUACACAACUUGAGUGUGUCCCACAACAAUAUGUCUUAUCAGGACAGAAACGAGUAGCCCCUUUAUAUACAGAUUUCAACAGUCUAGCACCACCUGGCUGUCUACAGUAUUACACUGAACGUUCUGGAAACUAUCAGACCUUUAACUUCAAUAGUGAAGAAGAAAUCAAACAACAAUACACUGCUGAUAUGAACUACGCAAUAUGCUUCCAUAGACCUUCAGAUGCUUGUGGAAUAAUGCAUAUAGCUGAGAAAUUUGAAGUUGGUUCAUACCACAGACAAGGUGGCAGUGAAACAGAUCAUCAUUGUGAUUCUUACAGUGUUUCUGAUUACCUUUUCAUUCCUAAUGGCAAGACCAGUGACAGAAGACAAGCUGACAAGUAUUGUGGAACAUCAUUGAAUCCCAAUAUUUCUGUUACAGCAAUAUCCCCAGGGCCACUGUAUGUGAUCUUCAGAAGUGACAGUGUCACACUCAAUGAUUAUAUCAGCAGUGAGAGAGGCUUUAAGAUGAAGUAUCAAAUACUGAACAACUGCCAGUGA